Messenger RNA from Terrapene triunguis (Three-toed box turtle), 987 nucleotides. RefSeq names its product G-protein coupled receptor 35-like. NCBI's taxonomy places the organism in Eukaryota, Metazoa, Chordata, Testudines, Emydidae. The transcript has a single exon. The coding region runs from base 1 to 987 and encodes 328 amino acids. Gene Ontology annotation, molecular function: chemokine receptor activity. Gene Ontology annotation, cellular component: membrane. Gene Ontology annotation, biological process: chemokine-mediated signaling pathway; positive regulation of Rho protein signal transduction; phospholipase C-activating G protein-coupled receptor signaling pathway. The record is from RefSeq and is a predicted model, not a curated record.
AUGAACUGCAGCAACCUCACCGUCACAGCAGUGCAAGAAAAACUUAACCUUUUACAACUGAUUAUUUACAUCCCAAUUAUCUUUUUUGGAGUUAUAUUUAAUAUCAUUGCCUUCUGGGUAUUCUGCUGCAAGCUGAAAAAAUGGACAGAAACCAGAGUUUACAUGAUCAACUUGGUCAUUGCAGACUGUUUUCUCCUCUUCACCUUGCCUUUCAUUGUGCAUUUUCACAGGACUAGACAUCCCAUAGAUAAACUGUGCUAUGUCAUACAGACUAUAUAUUUUACAAACAUGCCCGUAAGCAUUUAUAUCAUCACCCUUAUAGCCGUCGACCGAUUCAUUGCAAUAAAGUACCCCCUGAAAGCAAAGAAUUUCAGGUCCCCACUGAAGGCAGCUGUUAGCUGCGGAUUUCUUUGGAUAAUAAUAAUAAUUUAUGCAUACUUCAACCCACGAUUUACUAAGGAAAGUGCAAACAUUUGCUUUCGGAAAACUUCUGAUGACCCUGCAGAAACUAUACUGUUGUCAAGUAUUUUGGGUUUUUUUAUACCACUAGUAAUACUGAGUUUUUGUUCUAUUCAAGUCAUCCGGUGUCUGAAGAUGAAGAAGAACAUGAGUCCACCUGAAGAAACAUCAAUCCAGAAGGCUCUCUGGAUUGUUUCUAUGAACCUGAGUGUAUUUAUCAUAUGCUUUUUACCUUUUAACGUCGGGCUACUUGUUAGGUAUGCAAUGGACGCAGCUGGAGCUGCCUGCUCUUUACGCCGCAAUGCAAGCCUUUUUAUUCGUGUGGCUGCAUGGGUAGCAAACUCGAACUGCUGUUUGGAUACGCUUUGUUAUUACUUUGUAGCCAAGGAAUUUCAGGAAGCUUCUUCUCUGUUACACCCUUUUAAAUCUCUGACGUCUAGAUCAAAUCAAAGCCAAAUCACAACCACAAAUGCGCUAAGUGAUCACAAAAAAAUGCAUGAUAGAGGGGCGGAUCCACAGCUGGUAUAA